Molecule: messenger RNA, 3426 nt
Organism: Morone saxatilis (striped sea-bass)
Lineage: Eukaryota; Metazoa; Chordata; Actinopteri; Moronidae
Gene: ripk1l
Product: receptor (TNFRSF)-interacting serine-threonine kinase 1, like
Exons: 11
Coding region: 127-2160 (677 amino acids)
Biological process (GO): signal transduction; protein phosphorylation
Molecular function (GO): ATP binding; protein binding; JUN kinase kinase kinase activity
Source: RefSeq, a predicted model, not a curated record
UGUUUGUAGUUUUUUAACGCCGCCUGCUGGGUUUCGCUUUUGAACGGAGGACGUCGAGGAAACCCCGGAACUACAAAUAAAAGUGUCCUACUUGGAUUGUACAGCACAGUUUACACAGGUAACGUUAUGGCCACCGCGCCACAGCCUUCUCUCCAUAUGAGAUCGACUGAUCUCAUCAAGAAAGAGCCCCUGGACUACGGAGGAUUUGGAGAGGUGUACCUGUGUUACCAUGUAACCCUCGGCCAGGUGGUGUUGAAGACUAUGUAUACAGGCCCUCUUCGUAACGAGGAGAGUAAAAGGUCACUGCUGGAGGAAGGGAACAUCAUGGCAAGCCUGAACCAUGAACGGGUGGUCAAGUUGCUGGGUGUGAUCAUGGAGGACAGGGAUUGCUCGCUGGUCAUGGAACUCAUCCCCAGAGGCAACUUGUUGGUCAUGCUCGAGACGGUCUCUGUGCCAAUAUCAAUCAAGGGCAGAAUCAUUUUAGAGAUUUUGGAAGCGAUGGUGUACCUCACCGAGAAACACGUCAUACACAAGGACAUCAAGCCAGAAAACAUUUUAGUGGACAAGGAUUUUCACAUCAAGAUUGCAGACCUUGGCCUGGCCACCUGCCAGACAUGGAGCAAACUCACAAAGGAGGAGUCUCGCAGGAAGAGUCGACUGGGGCGAUCUGCUGGGGCGAGAGCCGCUGGCACACUGAGCUACAUGGCCCCUGAGCACCUGGAGAGUGUACAUACAGCCUCCACUGAGAAGUCCGAUGUCUACAGCUUCGCCAUUGUGGUUUGGGUUAUCCUCACUGGUGAAGAGCCAUAUGCAAAUGCCAGGAGUGAAGACCAAAUGAGCCAGUGUGUCCGAAACGGUGACCGGCCGGCAGAGGAACGUAUCCCAGGCAACACGCCUGCAGAGAUAAUUCAGAUGAUGAAGAGGUGCUGGGAUCACAAUCCACAGCAACGACCAACAUUUAAAGAGAGCUACGACUUCUUCCGUUCUUUCUACACAGAAAAGCUUGAACCACAUGUAGAGGAAGAUCUACUUGUUCUGAUGAAAUCUUAUGAAGGCCCAGAGGACCUUGUUGAGAAGAUGAAAUCUUUAUUGGUGACCCCUGAUUGUUUUUCAGCAGAUUUCCCAGCUUCUUUAGUGAGUUCAGACAGAAUUGUAUCGGUGCCAGUUGAAGCCAGUAUUGAGGACCUGCAUGACAUCCAAAAUGAGCCUAUUGAGGCAGAUGCAAAAGCAGUUAGCAGCCCUUCAGUUCUGGAGGAGAAACUGGAUCGGGAGUUUCAGUACCACAAACACGGUAGCUAUAACAGUGACAACCAGCCUGACGCUGCCAACUGCUACCAUCACAACACCUCAAAUCCUUUCCUGCCAAACCACUUCAACACUUCAGAUCAUGCGAUAAGGCAACCUGAACAAGACAGAUCCUCCUCUGUCCAUUCCUGGACAAAAGCUGAGCCAGUGCAGCCCACCAGCCAGGAAGAGGUUUGGCGUCGCCCUACUGCUGGUCUCUAUGAUUCCAUGAACUCUACCACACCUACUCCAUCCCACUUGCCAAUGUCUGCCAGCACCUCUUCUCUACCACAGUUUAACCAACAUCCACAUUCCCACUUUGACCGCCAGCAGUCCUGGCCAGCUUACCCAGUGUCUGAUACAUCUGCUCCUGACAUCAGCCCGGGGCGUCUCCUGGCCCCUUCCAAGGGCAGCUCGCUACAAGAUCCAGGAUCUCUUUUCAUUCAGAAUGCCAGCGGGAUCCAAAUUGGGAGCAACAACACGAUGAGUAUCAGGAGUUGCGAGUCCUCCAGUAGUUUAUUGUCUCAACCUUCUAAUGGCUCAGCUUACAGUCUCAUCAAAGAAGGCAUUCUGAAAUACGAGGAUCAUGCUGUGACUGAAGAGCACCUGGAUCUGCUGAGGGAAAACAUCGGGAACAAAUGGAAGCGCUGUGCGCGGAAACUGGGUCUGACCAGUGUGGAAAUAGAGACCAUUGAGCAUGACUAUUACCGUGAUGGUCUGCCAGAGAUGGUGCACCAGAUGCUGGAUCGUUGGAAAAUGAAGGAGGGAAGCAUUGGCUGCACAAUCGGGAAGCUUUGUCGAGCUCUGGAAGGCAACAUAAAGGUCGAUGUCAUUCAGAAAAUAUUGGACACUUGCGGCUCUUCCUCUUUGAUCUGAUAAACUUUAGCAGAUUUGCCCUCUAACUGACAUUCUGCCUUAUGAUGUCCAUGUUUUCUGGGCCUAAUAUUUAAAGGCUCUCUUCAAACCAAAACCAAGAAAACAUUUGGGUUUUAUGUGCCAUGGGUUUUAUAUAUUCUCUCUGUCAUGCUGAAUAUAGUAAUAUGUUGUCAAAGCACGGAAAAUGGCAUAUGGGAAGAAUAUGUUGGUUACUCAUGUUAACCACAGAGCUCACUGUCAACUGUUUUCAUCGGGAAAUUGUCUUUGGUAGCUAAACAAACACUCGUAGUCAUGUGAUAUGAUAACAUGAUUACUUUGACUCGGGAAAGUUAAAACUACCAAGCUUAUCUUAAUGAACAGUAGAGAGGAACAUGGUCAGGGUUCAAGGUCUUCUAAUUAUUCAAUUCAAAAAUCAUUGUUCAAUUUGUAAUUCAUUGUAAUAAGAUAAUGAUUUGCUUUCAUGUGUAAACAAGUCAAAGCAAGAAUUAUUACAAUGGUAAUAUUUUUUAUACAAACGCUGUCAAGUGUUGAAAAAGACUGGUUACUGUGGCUUUAACAGAAUUAUAAAUUCAUAUUCAGGGACAAUCAAAUGGUGUGUGGUAAACAUUUAUUCCAGCACAACACAAAUGUAAUGACUCAAAGCACAAAUGAGUCUGUAAAAAGCUGCAAAGUGGUUUCAAGGGGGUGGGGGGUUCAAAUUGUACAGGACAGGAACUUUAGAACAAUAUUCUACCAAUACAUGUGUGUUCUUUUUGUCAUCUGUGUGUCCAGUAGGGGUCAGCAGAUAAAAUGUUGGUAAGAGCAUCAAACUGUCUCUUUUGAUCUAAGACCAGCUGUAGAUUAUGUACCCCUCCCUUUUCCCCAAAUUACUGUAACAGUGUACAAAUGACUAAUUAGCUACUUGUUGGGAGUUUUCAGUGUGUGGAGUUAAUGUGAUGAUAUCUGAAUAUCUUUAGCUGCUGCGCUGUAUUGUGUCAAGUAUUUUUACAUGAUUACAAAAUACUGUUCUCACCAUCCGAAGGUUGUUCUCGAUGAUGUCUUCAUGUCUUUACAUUAUCAUUACAAAAUUAAUUGUGCUUUUGUGUAUGUAUGUGUGGGUUUUACAUUUCGUGAUAUAGUGCUCACUACACAAUAGUAGACUUUUUUGCAGCAUCACAAAAAAAACUUUUCCUCCAUAAUUCCACAAAGCUUUACUUAAACCUCUCUGGAUUUACUGGAAAGCCAUUUGAUGAACAGAAUAAACUGUGAGUACAUAUGUUCAUGAAA